Molecule: messenger RNA, 438 nt
Organism: Elgaria multicarinata webbii
Lineage: Eukaryota; Metazoa; Chordata; Lepidosauria; Squamata; Anguidae
Product: PRKR-interacting protein 1 homolog
Exons: 1
Coding region: 78-341 (87 amino acids)
Biological process (GO): negative regulation of protein kinase activity
Cellular component (GO): nucleolus
Molecular function (GO): protein kinase inhibitor activity; protein kinase binding; double-stranded RNA binding
Source: RefSeq, a predicted model, not a curated record
CCAGUACUGGUGCUGGCAGUAGGGAAUUCCAUGUCUACAGGGGUCUUCGGUGGAGAGAGAACUAGAGGCAAGAUUUUAUGGACGCCAUGGCUGAGAAGCAAAAACUGGAUGAGGAAUAUCAGAAGAAGCUCGAAAAGAACAAGAUAGUCACAGAAGAACAGACAGCCAAGCGCAGAAGGAAGCGCCAGAAAUUGAAAGAAAAGAAAAUGCUGGCAAAGAAGAGUAAGCUUCAGCAAAAGAGUGAUCACGCAGCUCCAGAUUCUGAUGCUUCCGUGGAUGAGGAAAAAGAUGAUGCAGAAGAGCCCAGCUUUAUGAUGAGGAGAUGGUGGUGUAGACACUGAUAACAAAACAUUUAUCUUCAAAACUAAGUUUAUACGUUGGUAGUGGGUUCAUUUUUAGAUUCCCUUAGCCUAAACUGGAGACGUGUUUUUAAUUGAC